This is a messenger RNA of Chelonia mydas (Green sea turtle), 2414 nucleotides long. RefSeq lists its product as uncharacterized. The record is from RefSeq and is a predicted model, not a curated record. The transcript is spliced from 5 exons. Bases 805 to 1554 code for a protein of 249 amino acids. NCBI's taxonomy places the organism in Eukaryota, Metazoa, Chordata, Testudines, Cheloniidae.
AUAUCUGAACUAAGAGAAAAUGGUGUUUAUGGGAUUUUGUGCUUCUUUUUAUAGAAGGUCUGAUUUUUUUUUCCUGCUUGUUUUUGUAUAUUAGAAGGCCUGGUCUUAUCUGCUUUGUUUUUCCUUCAAGAACCUAUGAAAACUGGAAAUAGAAUUAUGACAUCACGGGUACCAAAGAAGUGUAACCAGGUUAAGAGGGAAAGGGAUUUUUAUUCAAGACUGUUUAAAACUUUGUUUUACUGUUGCAUCUAUUAAAUACAAAUGCCCUGCCACAGCUUAAGAAAUAGUCUCUUUGUUAAAGAACACUGCCUCUUCAGAUAAAGUUUGAAAAGUGUUAUGGUUGAUCUCCUGUCAGAGAUAGCUAUGCAAUACAGAGCUUGAGCCCAGUGGGUGUGGAAUUAUGAGCAAAGGGCCAUAUUCUGCUCUGUUACCCCAAUGUAAAUCCGUUGACUUCAGUGGAGUUACUGUGGAUUUACACCAGUGUAUCUGAGAACAGAAUUUGGCUCACACUGAGGUUCAGCCCUUAUUUUAGUAAGUACUAACUUUAGGAAGAGGUCAGCUAGAUUCUAUUUCAAAACUUCUACAAUUUUGCAUACCUGUUUCGAGUGAUGGGGGCAAAAAGCUGAAUCUUUUACGUUUAUAAAUAAAGCCCUCUGCCUAUUGUAGAGACCCUGAGAGCAUCGGUAACUUCCUUCCUGGCUGAGAUGAUAUUUCAGAGACGUUCACUUGGACUAUGAGGUCAGUAACGAGGGGCUCCUCCUGCACUAUCUCUGCUGCAGACACAUAUACUGAUUCUGAAGAGACAUGAAGUCACGCAGGAGCUGCUGGUCUAUUCUGCUGUUCCUCGGUUCCUCCCAUGCUCUUCUCAUUGACAUUCUUCAGGAUUCAGUCAAUGGAACUAUCAAUCAUUCUGUCCUUCUGCCCGUCUCCUACAGGCUCCAGGAACCAUUUCCCUUUCCUCUGUCCAUUCAGUGGCGUUUCAGUAACUCCCCUAAUCCACUCACCACCUACACAAUGACUAACUGCUCUGUCAGUGAUGAGGGGAUUCCCAUCCACUGCUCUGGAAAUAAUUUUAUACAUUCCGAAUAUCAAGGCCGGACUGUAUUUUUCCCUGAAAAUGCAUCUUUGCUCCUUCAGAACCUGCAGCUCAGUGACAGCGGAGUCUACAGCAUCACCUUCAAAGUACCACAGCAAACCAGACACAUCACAUUAUCUGUAUCUGAACCUCAUUUCAACCAUGGAAACACAGGCGGUGGAAAUGAAACAACUCAGUCUCCAGACCUUCUCCUUGGACUUCAGAUCACUGGAGGCUUCAGUUUUCUCCUGCUCCUCCUGUUGCUGCUCUUCUGCUGCAGACAGCAUAAGGGUGCAGUUCAGCAGAGGAGGACAAUAAUCAUAAAGCAAGAAGAGGUCCCAAAUCAUGAGGAAUCUCACAUAGAAAGCUCGUCACCAAGGACGGUAUCAACAAUUUAUGCAAAGAUUGGAGAGGACGCUGGGCAGAGGCAGCGCAGAUCAGAGUCACAGACUGAAUACGCCUCUUUAAUCUUCUCUUAACAGCAGCUGUAACCCCAACAUGCGGAGCUGGUUUUAGGCAUGAUCAGCACAUGCAAUUACUCUGGGAGCCAUGCAGUUCAGGAGUGCUGCUGUAAAUAAUCAAAUUAUCCUAUUUAUUGGGAACGGCACAGAAAUGGCAAUAUUGCUUAGAUGGUUUUUCCAGACUUCCCAACUCUUCAGAAGAGUGUAUUCUACACAUGUAAAUGGAUGAUGGAUUAAAUCCAAAGUGUCUUUGUGAACUCAGGACUCAUCUGUUUAGGUGCAGCUUGAGGCACUGAAACCUGUAGAUUAUCGUUAUUGUCUCUUCGUAUUCGGGUAGAGCCUGGAGGUCCCAGUCAAGGAUCAGGAUACCAUUGUGCCAAGCAAUGUACAAACACAAUGUAAAGAUGGUUCCAGCCCCAAAGGGCAUCUUAAGCACUAAUAUGAGUUCCACUGACAUGUACCCUGUUGUGUACUUGCUCCACUACCACUCUGGGUGCAUAUGAUAUGUAGUAUGUGUCGCAUUUGGAGCCACCAGGUGGUAUCCAGAAUAAGAAACUUACUGUAUCUUGUUCUAGGCUCUGCUGUGGUCUGGGUGCUCUGUGAAGAUCCUGGAAUGAGCUGCUUUUUAUUCAUUCUAAAGUAAUUUUGAAAACAUGGAGUGAAGAUAAUACGAAUUGGGUGAGUGGGGUGUGGAAUUGCUACUUAUCUGGGGAAGGAAGAUCUUCCUUUUGCAACUGUUUAAAUUUUUCAUUUGGCAGGAAGCUCAUGUCCAUGGGCUCCCCUUAAUUUGGGAGCCUGGAAAUGUAACAGAGAAUCUUAGAUUCUUUUUAAAGUAAGUUUCUUUCCCUUUCACUGUGAAGAAACCCUUGGUACAUUAA